AUGUCUUUGCCCUUCUACCAAAAACGCCAUCAGCAUUAUGACCGUGGUUACCGCAGCACCGAAUUAAAGGGCACCUUAAGCCAGUACCAGCAUGAAGAGAAGCACCACUCUGCUGCCCACAGCAGCCAUCUUGGAAUCCAAUCAUCAUACAAGACUACAGAAGAUAAGUCACUUAAGAUGAGUCCUAGAGCAAAGCGAUCUAAGCUCUAUGCACCAGAUAGAGAGAAUGAAGUUACAGACUACAUGGUUCCUGUGUUCAGAGGACGACACGAGCAUGUAAGUGGAAUUACAGACACAGAGGAAGAAAGAAUCAAAGAGACAGCUGGAUAUGUCGCUCGAAGGAACCUUUUUGCUGCUGAAGAAGGCAUUAGUGUGUCCAAAAAAUCUUCCUCUUCUUCUUCUUCAUUAUUAUCAUCUGCACAUUCUGAGGCCUACCAUAAGAAAUCCAGAAAUGUCUCUAUACGUGAAAAAGCAGAACUCCUCUCACUCAAGAAAACGCUAGAAGACACUGAAGAGUUUCACAAAAAGAUAAAUGAGGGACACACUGCUACAUGCUCCUGUCUUCAUCAUUAAGCCUCGUUCUCACACCAUCUGGGAGACACAGACUGUAAAGUUUCAUUGCACAGUGAGUGGAUGGCCAGAGCCACGAGUCACAUGGUAUAAGAAUAAUGUCACUAUCAAUGAUCAAGCUUAUCCUGAUAAAUACAAGAUUGAAAGUGGUUAUGGCCUUCAUUCACUGGAGAUAUACAACUGUGACUUCGAGGAUACAGCUCAGUACCAUGCAUCAGCAAUGAAUGUGAAAGGAGAGAAUUCUGCGUUUGCUUCUCUUGUUGUGAAGAGAUAUAAAGGAGACUUGGAUGUGACACCUUUAACUACUUCAAAAGGCGAGCCAUUCAGCUUUGCCGUCACUCCAUAUGGAUUUGCUUCAAAGUUUGAUAUUCAUUUUAUUGACCCAUUUGGAGUUUCCUUUGGGAAAGAAGGUGAUACAUUAAGUUUGGGUUCCACAGUCGUUGUUCACCCUCAAAUAAAACGAUUCCAGCCAGAAAUUCAAUGGUACCGAAAUGGAGUUCUGGUCUCCCCUAACAAGUGGGUCAGCACACACUGGAGUGGAGGACAUGCCACCCUGACUCUCAGACAUCUGAAUAAGGAAGAUGAAGGACUGUACACACUGCGAGUGGUGAUGGGAGAAUACUAUGAGCAAUACAGCGCGUAUGUGUUUGUCAGGGAUGUUGAGGCAGAAGUAUCUGGAGCUCCAGCUGCACCACUGGAUGUGGAAUGCCUUGAUGCUAACAAGGACUAUGUGAUAAUCUCUUGGAAACAGCCGGCAGUAGAUGGUGGAAGUUCAAUACUGGGAUAUUUCAUUGACAGGUGUGAGGUUGGCACAAGCCACUGGACCCAGUGUAAUGACACACCCGUAAAGUUUGCCCGCUUCCCAGUGACAGGAUUAAUUGAAGGACGAUCUUACAUAUUCCGUGUGAGAGCUGUAAAUAAGACUGGAAUCAGCAGACCUUCCCGAGUGUCAGAGCCAGCAGCAGCUCUGGAUCCUGCCGACCGAGCCAGAAUCAGAAGUCGUCCUUCUGCUCCAUGGACCGGACAGAUCAUUGUGACUGAGGAAGAACCUACAGAGGGGGUUAUUCCUGGACAACCAUCUGAUCUCACUGUGACAGAGGCCACUAAAAACUAUGUGGUGCUCAGCUGGAAGCCACCUGGUCUACGCGGUCAUGAAGGUGUUAUGUAUUAUGUGGAAAAGAGUGUGGCUGGCACAGAGAAUUGGCAGAGAGUCAAUACCGAGAUCCCAGUCAAGUCUCCAAGGUUUGCUCUGUUUGAUCUGGCUGAGGGAAAGUCUUACAGCUUCAGAGUGCGAUCUUGCAACUCUGCCGGAGUUGGAGAACCCUCAGAGGCUACUGAGGCUACUGUUGUAGGCGACAAACUUGAUAUUCCUAAGGCUCCCAGCAAUAUUGUACCCACAAGAAAUACAGACACUUCUGUGGUUGUUACAUGGACAGAAUCUAAGGAUUCCAGAGAGUUGGUGGGAUACUACAUUGAGGCCAGUAUCACAGGAUCAGGCAUUUGGGAACCAUGCAACAACAACCCAGUGAAAGGCACUAGAUUUAUUUGCCAUGGCCUUUCUCACUGGUGAAAAUUACAUUUUACGUGUCCGGGCUGUGAAUGCAGCAGGACUCAGUGACUACUCCUCUGAUUCUGAGGCAAUAGAAGUCAAAGCUGCCAUUGCACCCCCCUCCGCACCUUACGACAUCACUGUUUUGGAGAGUGUUCGUGACUCCAUGGUUAUCGGAUGGAAGCAGCCCAAGAUUAGUGGUGGCGUGGACAUUAAAGGCUACUACGUGAAUUUCAGAGAGGUUGUGGAUGGUGUUCCAGGACAGUGGCAUGAAGCCAAUGUUAAGGCCAUCAGCGACAGAGCCUACAGGAUAUUGAAUCUGAAAGAAAACGUACUGUACCAAUAUCAGGUUGCUGCUUGCAAUUUGGCUGGAGUUGGAACACCAUCACAGCCAAGUAAACCAUUCAAAUGUGAAGAGUGGACCAUUGCUGUGCCAGGACCUCCUCAUGAACUUACUCUUACUGAGGUCAGAAGCAGCUCCCUGGUUUUGUUAUGGAAGACCCCAGUCUACACAGGCCGUACCCCAGUUACUGGUUUUUAUGUGGACGUUAAAGAAGCAGAUGCACCAGAAGAGAACUGGAGAAGUGUGAAUGAGAAACCAAUUCCAAAUACCUACAUCAAGGUCCAAAACUUGAAUGAUGGCACUCGUUAUGUGUUGAGAGUAAGGGCAGAGAAUCAGGCUGGUGUUGGCAAGACAUCUGAUGUGACAGAUCCAGUCCUUGCACAGACCAAACCAGGUACCAAAGAGGUAGUGGCGGAGGUGGAUGACUUUGGAGUGAUUUCAUUGAACUUUGAAUGUGAUCAGCUAACUCCAGACUCAAAGUUUGUGUGGUCCAAGAAUUAUGAACCAAUAGAAGAUGAUUCAUCAAGAGUAACUAUUGAGACCAAAGGUGGCAAGACAAAGGUCUCGUUCAAAGAUCCUUCAGAAGAAGACCUUGGCAUUUACUCCUGUGUUGUUACUGAAACCGAUGGCAUUUCUUCCAGCUAUACAUUAGAUGAAGAUGAGCUUAAGCGCCUGUUGCAACUAAGCCAUGACCACAAAUUCCCAAUUAUUCCUCUGAAAUCUGGCUUGGCUGUAGAGAUUCUUGAAAAAGGUCAGAUUCGCUUUUGGAUGCAGGCUGAGAAACUUUCUGCUAGUGCUAAGUGCAACUAUGUCUUCAAUGAUAAAGAGGUCCACCAUGGGGAUAAAUACAAGAUGAAUUUGGACAGUAAGACUGGCAUUGUUGAGAUGAUCAUGGACACACUGGAGGAUGAGGAUGAAGGAACAUUUACCUUCCAGCUACAGGAUGGAAGAGCAACAAACCAGUCCAGUCUGGUUCUUAUUGGAGAGGUGUUUGAGAAACUACAAAGAGAAGCUAGAUUCCAGAGACAUGAAUGGAUACGGAAACAAGGUCCUCAUUUUGUGGAGUACCUUGCAUGGGAAGUUACUCCUGAGUGCAAUGUUCUUCUGAAAAGUAAGGUGGCUAAUAUGAAGAAAGAAACCACAAUUACGUGGUACAAAGAUGGCAUGGAGAUAAUGGAAGAUGAGAAACAUGACUUUAAGGAUGGCGUAUGUACGUUGCUCAUUACUGAGAUAACAAGGAAGGAUGCCGGUAUAUAUGAGUUAAUACUGAAAGAUGACAGAGGGAAGGACAAGAGUAUACUCAAGCUGAUAGAUUCAGCAUUUGAUGAUCUCAUGAGUGCAGUUUGCAAACAGAUAGCCGACUCUGCCACGCAAGUCAAGAUCCAGAGCAACGAGGAAGGCAUAAGACUAUAUUCAUUUGUAAACUACUUUGUGGAUGAUCUCAAACUCAGCUGGGUUCACAAUGAUGGCAAGAUUAAGUACACAGACAGAGUUAAGAGUGGAGUCACUGGAGAGAUGAUGUGGCUACAGAUAAAUGAACCCACACCAAAUGACAAGGGCAAGUAUGUUCUGGAAAUGUUCGAUGGCAAAGCAACACAUACUAGGGACGUUGACUUGUCUGGACAAGCUUUUGAUGAGGCCUAUGCUGAAUUCCAGAGGUUAAAGCAAGCUGCAAUAGCAGAAAGAAAUCGUGCAAGAGUAGUAGGAGGUUUGCCUGAUGUUGUAACUAUACAGGAAGGAAAGGCACUUAACCUUACAUGCAAUAUUUGGGGAGACCCAGUGCCAGAGGUCUCAUGGCUGAAGAAUGAGAGAGAACUACCUGGAGAUGACCACUGCAUCCUUAAAUUUGAGUCUGGAAAGUAUGCCAGCUUCACCAUCACCACCGUCGCCACAUCCGACUCUGGCAAAUACUGCAUUCGGGCAAAGAACAAAUAUGGCACUGAAACAAAUGAUUUUACUGUAAGUGUGUUUAAUCCAGAGGCUGAAGAAACAGAGGAAGAGGCUCAGUCUGAUACUAAGAAAAAGUAA
Molecule: messenger RNA, 4490 nt
Organism: Staurois parvus
Lineage: Eukaryota; Metazoa; Chordata; Amphibia; Anura; Ranidae
Source: the annotation of a GenBank genome assembly